UCUUUUAGAAAGAGAUACGGAUCAGUACCAAAGAAGGGAUAGAUAUACAUAUCAACGUGACAGUUAACGUUCACAAGAAAAGAACAACCCAUUUAUCGGACGCUGUGCAUCCACCACCAAAAUGUUAUUCGAAGACCUUGCCACAGAGCUCGUGGUACAGGUGUUUUUAUCCUGCACCUCAGUCACCGAUGUAACAGCCCUAUCUUCUACCUGCAAACGUUUCCGCAACAUCUAUUCGUCCUCGCAAAAACUUGCCAUCCUUGAAUCCGCCGCCGAAGCACAAUUCGGACCCCUCCAUGACCUCACCCAGCUCCUCACCCACAACGCCAGCCAACCAGCCCACAUCUUCCGCUCCGUUCCCUUCUCGCUCGCCCUCCUCACCCAAAUUGUAACGUACGGCCGCGUAGCAGAAAAAUGGUGCGAAAUCUACCCCUUCAAAAAAUGGAAACACAAUUUCGAAAGCCGCCGCCUUUUAACACCCAACGAGCGCUAUAGCCUUCGAAGAGCAAUCUACCGCAUCUGGCUCUACUCCUGCGCCUUCCACAACCCCGCUCACCCCCGCGAACUCCGCGCCACACGCCUCAUCCUCCUCAAGCGCGCUGCCCUCCUGCACAACUGGUCCACGUGUGACCUCGCGGAGAUUGCAGACAUCCACAACGUCAUACGCGAAGUCGUACAAUCGAAUAUCUGUCCUUCCAACGGCACCAUCGCUCGCAAAUUCAAAAAGAGACACCCGGGAAAUGAACAUGGCCUUCUUUUCAACAUUCAUCUCAACUACCCGCCUACUGCCCCUCAAGCUUAUAAUCCGUUUACCACCUCAAACCCACUUUCCACUCAUUUCAACAACACGAAUACGUACACGUCUCGUUUCGCAGCAACAAAGUACUCGUUGAGUCCCUCGCACGAGGUCGGUGCUGAGGGCUGGGGCGACGAUAUUCCGCACUACUACGUUGUCGAGGAUUACCUCAAGUUGGAUCCUGCGCAGAUUCUGUAUCUCAAGGAGAAUGCGCCGCUGAAAGGUAUGGUCGAGAACUAUGUGCGCAGUUUGUGUCACGAGUAUGACUGGUUUUCGAAUAACGGUGAGACGUGGGUGCAGACGCUUGAGUUUGUGCUGGAUGAGCGCGGGGAGGAUGUGGGUGAGUUUAUGGAUGCGAUUGCGGAGGGGGAGUUGGGGGUGGCUGUUGCUGAGGUGGUGUAGAUUGAGAGAAAAUGGUGUAUGUAGGUGUAGUAUUGCUGAUAUGGAUAUACGUUGCAAUUCACACUCGAAUACCACGUCUUUUCCUCC
Messenger RNA from Bipolaris sorokiniana ND90Pr, 1285 nucleotides. RefSeq lists its product as uncharacterized. The coding region runs from base 122 to 1198 and encodes 358 amino acids. Lineage: Eukaryota; Fungi; Ascomycota; Dothideomycetes; Pleosporales; Pleosporaceae. The transcript has 2 exons. The record is from RefSeq and is a predicted model, not a curated record.